GCUACUGCUACGGUUAAAGUAUAAAGCCAUUAAUUAUUAGUAGAUGGCACCAAGAGCUAAACGGGCAAGGGUGGAAAGAUUAGUAACCAAAGAAUUACUGAAAAAAAUUAUCAAGAGAGCAGCGUUCCUUCGCUCUACGAGAUCCAAAACUUAUAAGGAAGACCAGGCCAUCAACAAUGUAUGUUUUGAUCUAAUUUCUCAAGACUACGAAUGUGCUGCUCUAGGAAAUGCAUACCAAACAUAUUGUCCUCAUUAUCCGGAAGACUUCCUCAUUCCCUUUCACAAGGAUUCAUUUAGCGACAGGUUUGUUGAUGAUCUCGAAGAACUCCUUAAUGAUUCACUUAGAGCCAGGCUCGGAUCAAGAUUUCCAAUACCUGUGAUUUUAUAUGAAGGGAAGUAUAUUUGCCGUUCUUCAGCAUGUCAUGAAAAUGCAGCUUCAUUAUGGCGUUCAGAGGCGGGACAAGAUGCAGAAAGUUGGCAGAAAAUCGAGACCUAUGGCAUGACUAUUGACGUUGCAAACUAUCUGUUAGAGAGUCUUAAGUACCUGAAAGCACUGCAAAAUGAUGCAAAUUUGCUGAGACACAUGGGAGUAGAUUAUAUUUGCGACUUGAGAAUUCGAAACUUUAGUGGCCUCAGUAAUGAUAUUAUUAAAUCUCCAGAAGAUGUUUACACGCAGGUAUAUCAAGGAUUUAUAAAAGCUCUCUUGCCUUACCCUACUGUCGAUUUUUUUGUUAAUUUCCACGAUAAUAUGUCUAUUGAAGAUUUGAAGUUUGACUGGACAAAAGUAAGUUUCAAUUUCG
Molecule: messenger RNA, 800 nt
Organism: Stegodyphus dumicola
Lineage: Eukaryota; Metazoa; Arthropoda; Arachnida; Araneae; Eresidae
Product: phosphatidylinositol-3,5-bisphosphate 3-phosphatase MTMR14-like
Biological process (GO): dephosphorylation
Molecular function (GO): phosphatidylinositol-3-phosphate phosphatase activity
Source: RefSeq, a predicted model, not a curated record